GAGGACGGCGGGGCGGGACAUGUAAAUGACCGUCCACGGGGCGGGGCAUUGCAUGUAAAUAAGGGGCCCGGGUGGCGUAGGAAGCGGGGCGAGGUCCAGCGCGCAGGAAAGCCCCGUGCGGCGCGUGGAGCCUGAGCGCACAGGCACCUUUACAUCCCCAAUGGGGUGGCUUCGCACCAAGUUCCUGAGCUCUGUGAGUUUCCUGAUUUUGCUGUGGGUGGCUGGCUCUGGGAGCAUUAAGGUCCUGGGUGAGCCCACGUGCUUCUCUGACUACAUCAGCAGUUCCACUUGUGAGUGGUACCUGGAUGGCACUGUCGACUGCAGAUCUCAGCUCCACCUGUCUUACUGGCUGGACUUCGAGUUCUAUGAAAACCUCACAUGCAUCCCAGAGAACAGCGCCAGCACCGUGUGUGUGUGCCACAUGAACACUGAUGAUCUGGUCCAGACAGACAUCUACAAACUGGUCCUGAGGGCUAAGGGGCGAUUGCUGUGGCAGGGCUCCUUCAGGCCCAGUGAAAAUGUGAAACCCCUGGCUCCAGACAACCUCACAGUCCACACCAAUAUCUCCAAUACAUGGCUGCUGACAUGGAGCAACCCGUACCCAUCAGAGAACACCCUGUACAAAGAACUCAUCUACAUGGUCAACAUCUCCAGAGUGGACAACCCUGAGGAAUCCAUAGUAUAUAAUGUGACCUACAUGGAACCUAAGCUGCUCCUCCCAACCAAGACCCUCAAGUCGGGGGUGCACUACAGGGCACGGGUGAGGGGCUUGGCCAAGAGCUUACAAGGCACGUGGAGUGAGUGGAGUCCCAGCAUCAUGAUACACAACCACUUCCCGCUGCCCCUGGUGCAGCGCCUCCCACUGGGGGUUGGCAUCUCCUGCCUCUGCAUCCUGUUGUUUUGCCUGUCGUGCUACAUCGGCAUCGUCAAGAUUAAGAAGACGUGGUGGGACCAGAUUCCCACCCCAGCACGAAGUCCCCUGGUGGCCAUCAUCAUUCAGGACUCACAGGUGCCUCUCUGGGAAAAGCAGACCCGAAGCCAGGAGUCAACCAAGUGCCCACGCUGGAAGACUUGUCUGACCAAACUGCUGCCCUGCUUGCUCGAGCAUGGUUUGAAGAAGGAGGCAGAGUCCCCAAAGGCUGCCAAAACUGGGCCUCUCCAGAGUCCUGAAAAGGCAGCCUGGCGUUCCGUGGAGGUCAACAGGACAGUCCUCUGGCCAGAGAAUGUCAGUGUCAGUGUGGUGCGCUGUAUGGAGCUGUUUGAGGCCCCAGUAGAGAGUGAGGAGGAAGAAGAGGAGAUGGUCAAAGGGGACUUGAGCAUGUUACCUGAGAACAGUGCAGGUGGUUUGCAGGAGGGUCAGGCAGACAUCAUGGCCCGGCUCACUGAAAACCUGUUUUCAGACUUGCUGAAGGCUGAAGAUGGGGGCAUUGGCCAGUCGAGCCUGGGGGAGUCGUGCUCCCCUCUGCCUUCAGAAAGUGGGCAAGCUUCAGUGACCUGGACCCGCUUCCCCAUGGGGUCUGAGGAGGCCACAUUCGAGGCCACAGAGCAGCCUUCACACCCAGACCCUCCUUCAGGCACCCUAACCCAUGGUGCAACUGACCCAGCCUGCACGCAGGUGCCACUUGUCAUCACAGACAAUCCUGCCUACCGUCGUUUUAGUGACUUUGACAGCCCGUCCCCACAUCCUGAAGAACUAGCCUCAGAACAGCAGCAGGCUGCACACCUGGAAGAAGGGGACCCUUCAAGCCCAGCUGACCCUCACUCUUCAGGCCCACCUAUGCAGCAAGUGGAAAGCUGGGAACAGAUCCUUCACCUGAGUAUCUUGCAGCAUGGGGCAGCUGGCCGUGCCUCAGCCCCUACCAGUGACUACCGGGAGUUUGUGCAGGCAGUGAAGCAAGGUGCCAUCCAAGACCCCAGGGUGCCUUGCUUCGGGCCCAGUGCAGAUGCUGGUUACAAGGCUUUCUCUAGCUUGCUCAAUCACAGUGCCAUCUGCACAGACACAGCAGGGUUGGGGACUAACAGUGGGCAUGGAGGCUACAAACCCUUCCAAGCAGGACCAGGGACUGACAGUGGGCAUGGAGGCUACAAGCCCUUCCAAGCAGGACCGGGGACUGACAGUGGGCAUGGAGGCUACAAGCCCUUCCAGAACCCUGUUCCUAACCAGUCCCCUAGCUCCAUGCCCUUAUUCACCUUCGGACUGGACAUGGAGUUGCCAUCCAGUUCUCUGAACUCAGUCCCACCCAGCAGCACCCCAGAAUGCCUUGGUCUGGAGGUAGGACUCAAAGGAGGUGACAGGCUAAAGGUCCCUCCUGCAGAUCAAGUGACCAAGCUCUUUGGAGAUGACCUAGGCUUUGGCAUUGUCUACUCUUCCCUCACCUGCCACCUGUGUGGCCACCUGAAGCAGCACCACAGCCAGGAGGAAGGUGGCCAGAUCCACAUAGUUGCUAGCCCCUGCUGUGGCUGCUGUUGUGGGGACAUACCACCAUCCCCAGGGAGCCCCUCAGGGGCCUUGGAAACAUGCCCUGGGGAGAUGCCACCAGAAGCCAGCUUCACCUCAGCACACGGGACACCUUCAAACUUGUCAGUGGAGGGCAAGACCGCUGAUCAUGCUAUUUCCAGCCAUACCAGCAAGGUGUCUGCAGGCACCCUGGGCAUGGCAGUUUCUUAGGUGAGUGAGUUUGUUGUUGUUGAGGUCAGUAAUGAGGCCAGAGUUCAUCCAAGCCAGGGAAAUGCCUCCCAGGAGACAGCCCAGCUGGCAGGUUUCCCAGAAAUCUAGAGAAGGCUGAAUUGAAGAUGUGAACUCAGUCUGACCCUGAAGCUUGGAGCUCGGCUGCCUUCCCACCACUGGCCUGGGCUCUCCUCACAAGGGAUUCGGGGGCUCAGUAUUCUGUGUCCAACAACAGUGCUGAGGAUCCUAAGCCCAUUGCUCCCCCAGUUGUUGGUGCCCUACCUGCUCAGGCCCAUUUUUUUUUCACCAAAUAGAUCUGUUGCCCAAGGCUA
Cricetulus griseus (Chinese hamster) is the source of this 3000-nucleotide messenger RNA. The record is from RefSeq and is a predicted model, not a curated record. Lineage: Eukaryota; Metazoa; Chordata; Mammalia; Rodentia; Cricetidae.